Bactrocera neohumeralis is the source of this 731-nucleotide messenger RNA. RefSeq names its product NADH dehydrogenase [ubiquinone] 1 beta subcomplex subunit 8, mitochondrial (gene ND-ASHI). Gene Ontology annotation, cellular component: mitochondrion. The coding region runs from base 62 to 592 and encodes 176 amino acids. The transcript has 3 exons. Lineage: Eukaryota; Metazoa; Arthropoda; Insecta; Diptera; Tephritidae. The record is from RefSeq and is a predicted model, not a curated record.
GAUUCUUAAUAAUUACUGUACUGUUGGAAAAACACAGAAGUCCAGGAAGCAUUUCCAAAUAAUGUCCGCAAUAUUCAAUGGACUAAAAGCCGCACAGAGGCUUCAAGCUGCAAACCCCAUGCUAUUUCAGCAUGUGGCGAGAGGCAUGGCUGGUUGGAAUAAGGAUUACAAACCUGCUCAGAUUCCAAAAACCGAAAAGGAUUGUACUGCGGCUGCAAAAAAAUACUAUCUACUGCCAGAGGAAUAUCGUCCAUAUGCCGACAACGGUCUAGGCUAUGGUGAUUACCCUGAUUUGGGUAAAGGUUUAGGUAUUGAAUCGAAAGACCCCUACUAUCCAUAUGAUUUUCCGGAGCAUAAGCGCAAUCUACAUGAGACGUUGCAUGCUGACAUUGAUUUAUACGGAGAAGAUCGCUUCUCGCAGGCGGAGAAACCAAGAUUUACAAAUUCUCAAUAUUGGCUGAGUUUUGUAGGUGUAAUGUCUGGUUGCCUUGCUCUUUAUUAUUGGUUGGAAAACUACCGUAUGUAUCGCCCAGUGGCUGUAAAGCAAUAUCCAGGAGAUGGCAGAAAACACUACACAUUCGAAAGUGAAUAAAAGUAGUAAAAUUCAAUAUAAAAAGAAGAAAAUAUAUGUUCUUGCUAUUUAUAAAAUAUUUUAUUUUGGUGUUUUGUUACUAGCGAUUCAGCUGGCUAAUGCAAAUAAAGUACGAAUACUGUUACUUAUAGUAAAUAAA